AAAAAGAGGUGCCCCAGGUCAGCCAGACACCCUGGUGUCCUCUGCACUCUGGUCCUUUAUUCCACAGGGUGCCGGAGGUCAGCUGAAGAGGAGCCCCCUUAAAGAAGAGGGUGUGUGCCACGAGCUGCGUAGGUGUGUGGCUAUAUAUCUCCAACACUGGUACCCUCAGGACAGAGAUGGCACUGCCACAGGAGCUGUUUGACACCCCUGCUUCCAAGCUGACUGCCUUCGUGCAUCACUGCCUGCACCCCAGUCAGGAGUGGAAAAAGGAGGUGCUGGAGGUUGUGAGGACUGUGGGGCAUUCCCUGAGAAAGAACUGCUUCCAGAGGAAGAGCAGCCUGGACAAGGAGGUGCGGGUGCAGAAGGUGAUCAAGGUGGGCUCCUUCGGGAAUGGCACCGUGCUCAGAAACACCACGGAGGUGGAGCUGGUGGUGUUCCUGAGCUGUUUCCGCAGCUUCCAGGAGGAGGCCAAGCACCACCAGCGCAUUCUGAACCUGAUUUAUGAAAAGCUGCUGUAUUGCCAGGACCUGCUGGCCCUCCAGCUCCAGGACCUCAGGCUGGUCCGGGGAAACCCCUGUGAAGUUGUCUCCUUCACCGUGCAGACCAGGGAGACUGGAGAGCCCAUCACCGUCACCCUCGUGCCUGCCUUCGGGGCGCUGAAGCCUUGUCAUCCCAAAUAUCAGCCCCCGCCAGAGGUCUAUGUGAGUCUGAUUAAGGCCUGCAAUGUCCCUGGAAAUUUCUCCCCAUCCUUCAGUGAGCUGCAGAAAAUCUUCAUCAAACACCGGCCAGCAAAGCUAAAGAGCCUCCUGCGGCUGGUAAAACACUGGUACCUGGAGUACGUGAAAGCUCUGUGCCCCAGGGCCAACCUGCCGCCUCUCUAUGCCCUCGAGCUACUGACCAUCUAUGCCUGGGAAGUGGGUACUCAGGAAAAUGAGAAUUUCAGACUGGACAGAGGCCUGGUCACUGUGAUGAGCCUGCUCAAGGAGUAUCAGUCCCUCUGUAUCUUCUGGACCAAGUACUACACAUUCCAGAACACGAUCAUCGAGGAUUUUGUCAGAAAAGAGCUCAAAAAUGAGAGGCCCAUCAUCCUGGAUCCGGCUGACCCCACCCACAAUGUGGCGAGAGGCUACAAAUGGGAAACAGUCGCUCAGAAGGCCAGACAGUGCCUGAAACAAAACUGUUGCUGUGACAACAAGGACCGAGUCUGCAGCUGGAACGUGAAGAGCACACGAGACAUCCAAGUGACAGUGGAGCAGUGGGGUUACCCUGAUUUAACUCUCACGGUGAACCCUUACGAGCCCAUAAAGAAGGUUAAAGAGGAGAUCCAGGAGACAUUGGGCUCCUCGGCUGUACUGCGUCUGUCCUUCCAGGAGCCCAGCGGGGAGCGGCAGCUUCUCAGGAGCCGCGACUCCUUGGCCAGUUAUGGGAUCUUCUCCAACACCCGCAUCUGUCUGCUGGAGACCGUCCCUCCUGAGAUCCAGCUCUUUGUGGAGAAUCCCAGUGGUUGGAGCCACUCCUAUGCUGUUGACCCCAACAGCCUCAUCCUGGAUCUGAAGCAGCAGAUUGAACAGAAGGAGGGGCUGUUCAUAGAGGAGCAACAGCUGGAGUUCCAAGGCCAAGUCCUGCAAGAUUGGUGGAGGUUGGGGAUCUGUGGGUUCCAAGACAGUAGCACCCUUAUCCUCUCCAAGAAGAAAGCUGGGGAGGCUCACUUUCUACCCAGAUAGUGUCCUCUGGGAGACCUCUCUGUGCAUUUCUGCCAUGUAAUCCAGGUCCCACCAGCUUCCCCUUACCUCGCCAGUAAACAAAUGAGGAGGCAUAUGAGAGACUAGAUGCACAAACUGACAAUGGCAAGACUGCAUUUGACGAUAGAAUUCUGACCCACCACCUCAGCAGCCACCAGCCAGGAAGCCAAACCACAACCUCAGCAUCAGUCAACCUCAAACCAUCAGGAUUUGGUCAAUAACUGCCAGCUUCCCAUUUCCCCCCUUCCAACUUAGGACCAACCAAAGAAAGCCAAACAUGCUCCCGAACCAAUCACAUAGGAUGCCCUGCUUCUAGUUAGCCCGCCUCCAGCUUCCCCAUACAAACAACCACAAUUAGGAUAUACCUGAAGCCGUCCCUUUUCCCCAGUACGAAGCUUCCCCAUUGCCCUGACUGUCUUGGAGUCUUUGCCAAACACAAGUGAUGGUGGCUGACUCCCUUGCUAUUGCAACUUGGAAAUAAAUAACCUCUGU
Vicugna pacos (alpaca) is the source of this 2234-nucleotide messenger RNA. It is a transcript of the gene OASL, whose product is annotated as 2'-5'-oligoadenylate synthetase like. The record is from RefSeq and is a predicted model, not a curated record. Gene Ontology annotation, biological process: regulation of ribonuclease activity; defense response to virus; negative regulation of viral genome replication. Gene Ontology annotation, cellular component: cytosol; nucleoplasm; membrane. Gene Ontology annotation, molecular function: double-stranded RNA binding; nucleotidyltransferase activity; protein binding. NCBI's taxonomy places the organism in Eukaryota, Metazoa, Chordata, Mammalia, Artiodactyla, Camelidae.